AUGGCGGAACUGUACCGAGCCGAGAGAAACUGGGGCUUGAUGUGUGUAGACAAGCGUAAAAGUUGUCCAUCGUGGGCUUCUCAGGGUGACUGUAAAACUAAUGGCUGGACUGAAAGAAACUGCCGCAUAAGCUGCAAGACACGGUGUGAUACUCAUCCAGUCAAGCCUACAGGUUCUUGUUCUGACGGUCUUGGUCUUGGAUGGCCUGGAAACUACCAACUACCCGACAGCGCAUUCAGCGCGUCAUCGGAAUACAGGCCCGGCACCUGGAGGGCAACGGCGGAUAAUGCUCGUCUUUACUUUGAGGACGAUCAAGACAACAAGAGGAUUGGAGCGUGGUGUGCCAAUGAUCGAGACAACCAGUGGCUUAAGGUUGAUCUUGGUAAAACUAAGAGGAUAAGGGCAAUCACUACACAAGGUAACAAAUUAAAACAGUUAUCAGUGAUACAAACAAUCAUAAUUUAAAAAAUGAAAAUCAGUAUUUACCACGUUCACGGUAGCUUGCUUUCUCUGCCGACCACUCCUGUGGCGCUUUUCUUUC
Orbicella faveolata is the source of this 541-nucleotide messenger RNA. RefSeq lists its product as uncharacterized. NCBI's taxonomy places the organism in Eukaryota, Metazoa, Cnidaria, Anthozoa, Scleractinia, Merulinidae. Gene Ontology annotation, biological process: proteolysis. The record is from RefSeq and is a predicted model, not a curated record. Gene Ontology annotation, molecular function: metalloendopeptidase activity; zinc ion binding.